Messenger RNA from Nematocida homosporus, 3558 nucleotides. RefSeq lists its product as uncharacterized. Bases 1 to 3558 code for a protein of 1185 amino acids. The record is from RefSeq and is a predicted model, not a curated record. The transcript has a single exon. NCBI's taxonomy places the organism in Eukaryota, Fungi, Microsporidia.
AUGACCCGAUAUAAUUACUUAAUGUGGAUACGUCUUUUAUGCCCUAUUCUUCUAAUAGAUAGCUCGGUGCUAGCUGCUAUGGCGGCGGAGGCAGUAAGUUUUGUUCCUCUUCCCCUUAAUUCUCUUAUGCCGAUUGCUCAGACACUGGCUGAAAUUGAAAGUACGUAUAAUGUAGAAAGACUGCAUACGUUCGACCAAAAGCAGAAGGCCAAGAUGCUAAACCCAGCCAGUUUUGGUCCGUUUUCUCAUCAGAGGAGAAAUGUAAGUGAGAAAGACAAUGUUUUUGAUCGUUAUAGUCCACCUAGUAUACCGUACGAUCGUGAAGUCGCUCAUAAAGCCAGACAAGACUUCUUCAAUAUAGCAACGGAUGAUGCCUUUGUAUCUCCCGAUCAAGCAGACCAAAAGCACAUCCCCAAUGAGUUCCCAUCGAAACCAGCCAAUAUCCAGACAUUCAACACAGUUCUAACACCUGCUUCCAUGCCUGAGCAAGUUCCACUAGGUAUGCCUGCCGCCGAAUAUCCAGAUAGACCUUAUCAUGAUAGUGUUGCUGGCAGAGAGCGGCGAGCCUUGACAAACAGUCCUGGAUCCAAACCAAUUCCUACCCAACCGCCCACUCAAAGCACUACUAGGUACGUUCCACCAGCCUACUACAAGUACCAACGGGCUAUUUCUGACUAUUUAUUUGAUUUUGAAACAUCCAAUCCUCUACCACUCUCCUUUUUACCCGAUCCUAAGUCUUUCGAUGGUAAACCCAAUCGUAUGCUUACUCAAUACUGGGGCAUAAAUCGACAUGCUCUGAAAAAGUCUAAUCCAUCCCUUGAAGGUCUCCUCUCUUCUAUUGUUUAUUCUCCACACGUUCAUAAGCAUCUAAUCGAUAGUGGCAAACUUGUUCAAAGGUUUAAGAAAGCAAUAAACUACCUUCAGCUGGACAUCCAAUCAACCAGUAACAAAAUGAUUGCUGCUACCAAAGAUCCAGACAAUCCUGCCAGUGCUAUCCAGAUCCCAAUCUACCAAAAAAUGCUCAGCUGGUAUGUUCAGGAUAUGCGCGGCUAUAUUGCUGAUUACACCAAAGCCCGCCAACAUGACAUUUGGACGACCCGAUGUGCUUCUCGCUGCAACACCCAAACACACUACCCAGACCAACCCCUUUCCAUUGAAGAAGAGAUUACGAAAUUAGGAAGCGAACACCGCAACUACUUCUCCACAAAUGAAGCCACCAUGUCCUUCCUCGAAGCAGUCAACCAAAACAAACCUCUUCUUAUCGCCUUACAAUAUGCAGUGCACAACGCCCAACUAUACAUUGACUACCUGAUUGACCACAAACACCUACCCGAAUCACUAGUUACCCCGGCCUACGACUUCAUCUCUAUUCUAGACAAAUACCAUGAGAACAUCGGCAUGCUCUACGAGUAUGCUAAAUCUCAUGUAUCUCAGCCACCUCUCGAAGAUCAAGAUGUUUUAGACCUAAAGUCUCUUACCGACCAACUCUUCAAGGAUGAUAAUUCUUCGAUCUACACUCAAUUCCGUUUCUUCGCUGACAUAGCUGCUGUGCGGUAUACACACAAGACACAAACUAUUCUUAACAACCUUGCCAAGGUGGCACCCGCCCAGGUUGACAUUAUUAUUUCACCAGUUAUCGCCGAAGCCACCCAAGUAGUGGACGAGCUAACCGAUAUUCAUUCUUACUUUAACCGGGUUCAAACUAACUACGCGAAGAGCCAAGACCGACUACGCCAUGCUCUCUACGACCUCAACGAAGCCCAAAUAAUUAAGCUAUACAACAUGAUACCCGAUCCCAAACCUACUCCAGACACACCUGCCGAAUCACGUCCCCCAAACCAGGCCCAGUCCCGCCGCAGCCGUUCCAUCAAUUCAUCAGCUCCCAAUACCAAUACUGACACUAACACCAAUAUCAGCGCCGGCGCCAAUACCUCUACUGACACCAACACCAGCGCCGACGCUAAUACCUCCACUGACAUCAACACUAAUACCUCUACUGACAUCAACACUAAUACCUCUACCGACACCAAUAUCAAUAACAAUACCAAAAACGACACACCUACUGCUUCUAACUCUAACGUAGAUACUAACACAGACAUCAACCCAGAUACUCAUACUAACUCAAAUCAACUUAACAGCAACAAUAGCAACAACAAUAACCAUCAACAAUCUAACCAUAGCUCAGUCCUGUUUACAGGUAUAGAAGAAGAUCCCGACUUUACCCCAACCAACACUAACUAUGGUGAUCUUACUGCUAUUUCUGUCUACCUAGAUACCAUUCCAUUAAUUGAUAUACCCGCACUAUCUACCCCCGUCAAAACCAUUCCCUCCAAUUACCAAUCGGUCAACAACACUCUCACCGCGGAAUCGGCCCAAGCACUUACCCAAGUCUUUAUCCCACACAACAAAGAUUACCACGGGGAUCCCAAAGAAAUGCUCAAGUAUUACUGGGGACUCAAGACCCCACUACCCGGCACCAAACCCCAAAUCAAUCUUACCGAAUUCACCAACCAAAUCAUCCAAUACCCCCACGUUGUCGCCGAAGUCACCUACGCCCGCACACUCAUAUCCAAGCACCACGAUCGCAUACUAGACCUAAUCACCAAGAUUAUCACACUCAACAACGAAUUAAACUCACUAGGUCCAAAUAAUCCACGGGUCCCUCAAGACAAAGCCGCUAUCCUGGUCAGCCUAGAAGAACUCCGCCAAACCACCCUCUCUAUUAUCAAUGGCAGGUCCCAUGUCUGGUACAGUAAAUGCGCGCAUAACUGUUUCAACAAGUUCAACUACCCCGACGGGUACAUCAACAUCGCUAAGGAGUUCUCCAAACUCCUCAAAAAGUACCAUUAUCAGUCGCCCAAGACUCGUAACAAGAUCCACGAGAUACUCCAAGACUUCAAAUCCCACACCCGUCUCUUCCAACUCUUACACACGGCCGUCCAAAACUCCAAACACCACAUUGAGUAUCUCAUUAACCACAAGUAUCUACCAAUUCAAGACCGAGCCGACGCACUCGUUUAUCUCUUCCCAUUUGAGCUACACGCCCAAUCCCUCCUAGAAAUUCAAAAGUAUCUUAAUCGUCCUCUCCUAGUCCUAAGCGACGAUGCCUGUAAACAGAUCCGAAUAUAUCUUCGAAUUAUCUUUCAGAUGCAUCAGCCGAACAGCCCCAUUAAUAUGUAUUUCGACCAUAUCCAGCAGACAGCUUACCAAAAAUACGACUCUCGUUUAUACUUCAUGAUCGAGGAAUACAAAUCCUCCCACCAUCCCGCCAUGGAUGCUCGUUCCCUUGAAACUCUCACAAUGGCCACCCACUCCCUUCUUUCCUCUCUCCUUUCCUCCCAUCGAUACAUCAACGAGACCUCGAAGCAUCUCACAACCAUCCGCGAAAGCAUGCAACGUACUCUCAACACCGCCACCCCCACCGAGCUCCACCAACUACUCAAACACAUCCAGCAAUCCCAAUUCCAACAAUUCCAACCGCCAAACCAACCACACCCCCAACAAUUUCAACAUCAAAGACGACUCCUCAAAGCACAAGCCACCCGCCCAUCUCAAUAA